This is a messenger RNA of Aspergillus oryzae RIB40, 903 nucleotides long. RefSeq lists its product as uncharacterized. Bases 1 to 903 code for a protein of 300 amino acids. The transcript has 2 exons. The record is from RefSeq and is a predicted model, not a curated record. NCBI's taxonomy places the organism in Eukaryota, Fungi, Ascomycota, Eurotiomycetes, Eurotiales, Aspergillaceae.
AUGAAGGCCGCUACCCUCCUCUCUCUUCUGAGCGUUACCGGACUCGUCGCCGCUGCUCCAGCUGGCAACGGCCCAGCUGGUGGAAUCAUCGACCGCGAUCUUCCCGUCCCUGUCCCUGGACUCCCUACCAAGGGUCUCCCUAUUGUUGACGGAUUGACUGGCGGCAAUAAGGGUGGCGAGAAGCCUGGAAGCAAGGUUACUCCUCGUGAAGACCCUACCGGCAGCGCCCCUGAUGGCAAGGGCAAUGAUGGCCCCGACGGUGAUCUUACCGGACGUCCCGGUCAAGGGGGUCUUGACAACCCUUUCGAUCUCCCUACUCCAGAGCUUCCUCCCGUCAAGCUUCCUGGCGGACUUGACGGUGGCAAGGGCGGUCUCGGCCUUCGUCGUCGUGGCAGCCCAGUAGACGGUCUCCCUGUCGUUGGGCCUGUUGUUGGUGGUGUUCUAGGUGGCGGUGGUGCUGGCAGUGGUGCUGGUGCCAAGGGUGGUGCUGGUAGUGGUACCGUUGGGCGUCGUGGCAGCCCAGUAGACGGUCUCCCUGUUGUUGGGCCUGUUGUUGGUGGUGUCCUAGGUGGCGGUGGUGCUGGCAGUGGUGCUGGUGCCAAGGGUGGUGCUGGUAGUGGUACCGUUGGGCGUCGUGGCAGCCCAGUAGACGGUCUCCCUGUUGUUGGGCCUGUUGUUGGUGGUGUCCUAGGUGGCGGUGGUGCUGGCAGUGGUGCUGGUGCCAAGGGUGGUGCUGGUAGUGGUACCCCUAAGCGCCGUGACGGUCCAGUGGACGGUGUUCCUGUCGUUGGAGAGCUUGCUGAAGGUGCUACUGGAGGUCUUCUAGGUGGUGAUGCUGGUUCUGCUGAUGCUGCUGGUGCUGAUGCUGGUGCUGAUGCUGGUGCUGGUGCUGGUGGGCAAUAG